GAGAUGGUCAAUGUUACAUUUGUCACUGAGUUUAUCCUCCUGGGAUUUACUGAACUUGGUGGACUGAGCAUGACAUUUUAUACCAUACUUCUGCUGAUGUAUCUUAUAUCAGUUGCUGGACACAGCUUAAUUAUCAUAGUUGUUUAUAUGGAACCCAAGCUCCAUACUCCCAUGUACUUCUUCCUCGUCAAUUUCUCCAUGGCUGAAAUCUGUUCCACAACAACAGAAGUACCAAAAAUGUUGGCCAAUGUCUUCUCAGGCAAAUCCACUAUCUGCUUUGGAUGUUGCAUGGCACAAGGGUUCAUGGUCUUUGCAAUGGGAGCUGUUGAAUUCAUCAUUCUCACAGUCAUGUCGUAUGAUCGCUAUGUGGCCAUUUGCAAACCUUUGCAAUAUAAAACCAUCAUGACCAAUAGACUCUGCCUUGACUUGGUUUUGCUGGCUUGGGUUGGAGGGUUUGUGAUCAUCUUUUCUCAGUCCUCAGUACUGUGGACUUAUCCAUAUUGUGGAGACAAUAUCAUCGACCACUUUUUCUGUGAUGUUGGGCCCGUUUUGAAAUUGGCUUGUGCUGACACAACUUUGGUGGAGCUGAUAGGUCUCAUAUAUGGUGCGACUUUCAUGUGGGGUUCAUUUGGUCUUUCACUGAUUUCAUAUACAUUUAUUAUAGCCACCAUAAUUGGGAUCCCUUCUGCCACAGGGCGAUCCAAGGCAUUUUUUACGUGUGCCUCCCAUCUCACAGUUGUUAUCAUCUUCUACACAGCAGAUAUGUUCAUGUACUUGAGGCCUUCAACCCACGGAGACACACGAGCCAACAAAGUGGUGUCUCUUGUGCGGACAAGUUUGAUACCAAUGUUAAACCCCUUCAUCUACACCAUCCGAAACAAAGACUUCAAAGCAGCUGUUUGGAAAGUGGUGAAAAGAAAGGAAGAAAGCAUGGAAGAA
Molecule: messenger RNA, 939 nt
Organism: Hemicordylus capensis (graceful crag lizard)
Lineage: Eukaryota; Metazoa; Chordata; Lepidosauria; Squamata; Cordylidae
Product: olfactory receptor 6X1-like
Exons: 2
Biological process (GO): G protein-coupled receptor signaling pathway
Cellular component (GO): membrane
Molecular function (GO): G protein-coupled receptor activity; olfactory receptor activity
Source: RefSeq, a predicted model, not a curated record